AUGGACAACCUCCAGGACACAGUUCCCCUGGACAAAGGGGGCUGCUGCCCUGCCCUCCUCAGGCUGGUCCCUGUUGGCUUCAGGGCUGAGGCACGGGAGCUCUUUGUUCUCUCCAGACCCCUGGGCUGAGUGGCAUCCUUGACUCUGGCCAUCACCUUCCAGGUGCUAUACUUCAUAAUCUAUGUCGUGAGCUCAGUGUUCUGUGGGCACCUGAGCAAAGUGGAGUUGGCGUCAGUGACUCUCCCGGUGACCUUUGUCAAUGUCUGUGGGAUUUCCAGAGGAUUUGGCUUUUCCUCAGCCUGUGACACCUUAAUGUCUCAGGUCUUUGGCAGCCCCAACAAGAAGCACGUGGGAGUCAUCCUGCAAAGGGUCACGCUCAUACUGCUUCUCUGCUGCUUCCCCUGCUGAGCCCUCUUCCUCAACACCCAGCAGAUCUUGCUGCUUCUCAGGCAGGACCAGGACGUGUCCAGGCUAACACAGGAAUGCGUGCUGAUUUUCAUGCCAGCGCUUCCGGUAAAGGGCUCUGCUUGUGCCAACACCAUCUCCCAGUUCGUGCAGACUAUCUUCCUUUUUCUUUACAUUGUGCUAAAGAAGCUGCACCUGGAGACAUGGACAGGCUGGUCCAGCCAGUGCCUGCAGGACUGGGGCCCCUUAUUCUCUCUGGCUAUCCCUAGAAUGCUCAUGAUGUGCAUUGAGUGGUGGGCCUACGAGAUCGGGAACAUUGUGCUUACCUCGUGCUCUCCUGCAGGCCUGCUCAGAGUGUUGGACCUCUCGGCUCAGUCCAUCAUCUACGAGGUGGCCACCGUAAUCUACAUGAUUUCCAUGGGGCUCAGCACCGCGGUCUGCGUUCGAGUAGGAACGGCCCGGGGAGCUUCAGAUACUGUGAAAGCGAAGCAAUCAGCCAUCUCUGGUGUGCUUUGCACAGUCGGCACUUCACUGGUUGUGGGCGCCCUGUUGAGCAUCCUGAAAAAUAAAUUGGGAUAUAUUUUUACUGAUGAUGAAGAAGUCAUUGCCCUGGUGAACAAGGUCUUGCCGACUUACAUUGUCUUUCAGCUCUUUAAGGCCAUCUGUUGUGUCUAUGGCAGAGUCCCGAGAGGAACCGGCAGGCAAGCCUUCGGAGCCAUUGUGAAUGCGACUAUGUAUUACGUCGUUGGCCUCCCACUGAGCAUCGUUCUAACCUUUGUGGUUAGAAUGAGAAUCAUGGGCCUCUGGCUGGGCAUGCGCUGUGUCCUGCUAGCAGCUGUUGCCUUUGUUGCCUAUACUGCUCAGAUUAACUGGAAGUUAGCUGCAGAGGAGGUGAGCAACCCCCUUGAGACACUCACCUGGCCAUCCAGGCCAAUGGCUACCGGCAGCUCCCUUGGUAUUUCCCUGACACUGUACUCAAGGCCCAAGUGCCAUUUGGACCUCUCCAGGACUCCAGAAGUAGCCCAUGCCCUUUCAGCUCCUUCCAGCAGACUGUCAGGGAAACAGCUGGUCAUCCACCGUGGGGCUGCUCUGGGGGCAGCGACAGCCACCACACUCCCACCCCUACAGGUCCAUCCUACAAAAGCACCAAUGGGAUCCAGUGCAGGUGGAAACUCUGGAACACUCCUCAAAAAGGACCUUCAGCCAGUACCUUGUGUGAGAGGGGUCUGA
Molecule: messenger RNA, 1635 nt
Organism: Pteropus alecto (black flying fox)
Lineage: Eukaryota; Metazoa; Chordata; Mammalia; Chiroptera; Pteropodidae
Product: multidrug and toxin extrusion protein 2
Biological process (GO): xenobiotic detoxification by transmembrane export across the plasma membrane
Cellular component (GO): membrane
Molecular function (GO): antiporter activity; xenobiotic transmembrane transporter activity
Source: RefSeq, a predicted model, not a curated record